CCGCGCGCCCCCAGCCCCCCGGCGCCCCCGCGGCCCCUCGCCUUCCUCUUCCCGGCGCGGCCCCCGGGCUUCCGCGCCCCACCCGCCACCAACCCGCUCGCCACCAUGUCCGUGGAGCUCGAGGAGGCCCUGCCACUGACGACCGCCGAGGGGGCGGCCAAAAAGGCGGCCAAGACCGGCGGCUCGGCGGCGCUGUCCCCGUCCAAAAAGAAGAAAAACAGCAAGAAGAAAAACCAGCCAGGCAAGUACAGCCAACUGGUGGUGGAGACCAUCCGCAGGCUGGGCGAGCGCAACGGUUCGUCGCUGGCCAAGAUCUACGCGGAGGCCAAGAAGGUGGCGUGGUUCGACCAGCAGAACGGGCGCACCUACCUCAAGUACUCCAUCAAGGCGCUGGUGCAGAACGACACGCUGCUGCAGGUGAAGGGCACCGGCGCCAACGGCUCUUUCAAGCUCAACCGCAAGAAGCUGGAGGGCGGCGGCGAUCGGCGCGGAGCCCCGGCGGCCGCCACCGCCCCGGCUCCUGUCGCGCAAAAAGCCAAGAAGGCGGCCCCGGGCGCGACUGGCUCGCGGCGCGCGGACAAGAAGCCCGCCAAGGGCCAGCAGCCCGAGAAGCGCUCGCACAAGAAGGGCGCCGCUUCCAAGAAGGACAAAGCCAGCAAGGCCAAGAAGGCGGCGGCCGCGGGGGGCAAGAAGGUGAAGAAGGCGGCCAAGCCCAGCGUCCCCAAAGUGCCCAAGGGCCGCAAGUGAGCGCGGGGGCCCGGCACCCGCUUUUCCACCCCGAGUGCACGUAGGUUUUUCUGCGGGGUCCCGGCCCGGGCCGCCGCGCUCGCUCCUACCGUAGGGGGCGCCGGCCCGCCCUUCCCCCGCGUGGGAGCAUUUUUUUGUUGUUGUUUGCUUUAGAUUUUUGAAACGGCCCUGGCGACGCCCCUAUUGGCUCUCGCCCUUGGCAACGGUUGUCGCCAUGGUUACCGUCCCCCAGUCGCCAAUGGCCGGGCCGCGCCUGCCCGCCCGGGCCCUGUGCGCGCGGACGCGGCGGACGCGCAGCCCUUCUCGCUCCCGCCCCGCCCUCCCCGCCUCCGAGCGCGCGACUAGCAAUCUCGCGAGGCGCGGGGCUGCGCGGCGCUUCCUUUUCUCCCGCGGCCUAUUUUUGGGGCACAAUAAAUUGUUUAAACCUUUGAAA
Camelus dromedarius (Arabian camel) is the source of this 1180-nucleotide messenger RNA. RefSeq names its product histone H1.10. The record is from RefSeq and is a predicted model, not a curated record. Gene Ontology annotation, biological process: negative regulation of DNA recombination; nucleosome assembly; chromosome condensation. The transcript has a single exon. Lineage: Eukaryota; Metazoa; Chordata; Mammalia; Artiodactyla; Camelidae. The coding region runs from base 106 to 747 and encodes 213 amino acids. Gene Ontology annotation, cellular component: nucleus; nucleosome. Gene Ontology annotation, molecular function: structural constituent of chromatin; nucleosomal DNA binding; double-stranded DNA binding.